AUGACUUCCACUACUGCCGGCCACGGACGAAUAAUUGUCGAGCUUCACGGCGAGGAUGCUGUCUUUGCUGAGCUCUCGUCGACCUACCCAUUGAAACUUUUGUCGCCACGCGUACGAAGACGGGGCUUUGCGACAGUUUAUAUGAUUUCUUAUGGUGGCGGUUUGGUGAGUGGGGACGAAGUGGUGUUAUCUGGCCAAGUCAGACGCGGAACGAGCCUAGUACUGCUCUCGCAAGGUUCGACCAAGGUAUUCAAGCUCCGACCUGGCCACCGCGCAGCAACAGCAGCCGCCAGUAGUGGACUGCCGACAACACAACAGACACUGGAAUUUACCGUUGAAACGGGCAGCGCGCUGUUCCUCUUACCGGAUCCAGUCACAUGUUUCGAGGCUGCAUCCUACAACCAAAUACAACGAUUCCGACUGGAGGCAGGCGCGUCGCUGGCUGUGCUGGACUGGGUCACCAGCGGACGCAAGUCACGCGGCGAGGAAUGGUUGUUUUCGCGGUAUUUCAGCGUGAACGAGAUCGAAGUUGGCGGCAAGUGCGUGGCGAAAGACGUGCUUUUGCUGGAGGGUGACUACAGAGAGAGGGUCCAGGCCUAUUCGUGCUACGCGACACUGUUUCUGGUGGGUCCAGCGAUGGGGGAGGUCGUCGGUAAAUUGAGGGAGGAGUAUGGGCGAAUAACGGUGUUUCGGACGAGUAAGCCGGAGAAAUUCUUAUGGUCGUUGAGCGAACUAGGGUCAGAUGGGGUUGUGGCAAAGAGGCGAGAGCUGGAGGAGGCCAUGUCGCGUACAAAAGCCGUCUUCAAAACAUAUAAACCUGUUUCGCCAGGCAUUCGCCAUUUGCGCAGGCCAUUAAACUCACAUUUAUGGCAAGGGAGGCCUAUCAUCCAGCUUACCGUCGCCAAGCGCAAGUCUGGAGGGCGUAACUCAACAGGGCGAAUAACUGUUCGCCAUCGCGGUGGAGGGCAUCGACAACGAAUUCGAAUACUCGACUACAAACGCGACGAGCCGGGAGUUCAUGACGUGGUCAGGAUAGAAUACGACCCAAACCGCUCGGCCCACAUUGCCCUCUUAAAAAACCGCAAUCCCACCGCGGUUGGUACGAAAAAAUGGUCAUAUAUCAUUGCGCCAGAGGGUAUUCGCGCUGGCGACGAAAUUCAGAGCUUCAGACAGGGAAUUCCGGAGGGAUUCGUGCCCGGCCUCGACAUAGCCAAGUUGAAUAAUCCUGACACCGUAACCACCGAGCUAGUUGAGGGCGAUGCUGAGGGUGUCGAUGGACUUGAGCAGUCAUCUUCACAGUCGCUUGCCCUCGGUCUUCUCCGAACUCUUACCCUCAAGCCUGGAAAUGUACUUCCCCUCCGACUCAUUCCCAUUGGAACCGUCAUCCACAACAUUGCUCUUAUCCCAACUGGACCAGGGGUCCUUGUUCGCUCAGCAGGGUCUGCCGCCCAAGUUGUCAACCACGAGGAAACACGCUAUUCACACGUUCAAUUGCAAAGUGGCGAAGUCCGCAAAAUUCUCCGCGACUGCUGUGCGACCAUCGGCCGUGUCAGCAAUCCUCUCUGGAAAAAUCGCAAUCUGGGCAAAGCUGGAAGGGCACGGUGGUUAGGGAGGAGACCGAGUGUCCGUGGUGUAGCGAUGAACGCUAACGACCAUCCCCAUGGAGGUGGACGGGGCAAGUCUAAGUCGAAUAAGCAUCCAGUGUCAAUAUGGGGUUGGGGAGCAAGGGGCACGCGGACAAGGAAACCCGGUCCCAAGGGUCCCAAGAACAGCAACAAGAUGGUCAUCCGAGAACGGCCAAGGGGGAAGGCAACGCGUUCGAAUUAG
Messenger RNA from Mycena indigotica, 1827 nucleotides. Its product is annotated as Ribosomal-L2-C domain-containing protein. Gene Ontology annotation, cellular component: large ribosomal subunit; ribosome. Lineage: Eukaryota; Fungi; Basidiomycota; Agaricomycetes; Agaricales; Mycenaceae. Gene Ontology annotation, molecular function: transferase activity; RNA binding; nickel cation binding. The record is from RefSeq and is a predicted model, not a curated record. Gene Ontology annotation, biological process: cytoplasmic translation. Bases 1 to 1827 code for a protein of 608 amino acids. The transcript has 3 exons.